UAAACGAAUGUACACAAUGUAAGUAGAUUGCGGAUCACACGAGCUAAUAUGAGCUUAUGCGCAUUGCGCAUGCGUAAGUUCGAGGUCAAAACACCGCGGCCCGAGGCUAUUUGAACUGUGAAUAAUUAAAACAAAAAAUAAUAAUUUCUUAAAUCUUUCACUCAGCGGUAAAUUAACUGCAGUUUCUCGCGUUUGCGCGCAACAGCUUCGUGUUAAACGCAAAAAUUUUAAUUUUCUUAAAUUUUUAUUUUUCAUUUUUUUUAUUUUGUAAAAAUUAAUUAGUGAAAAAUUUAGCUACAGCGCAUGCGCAGCUAUCAACACAUCGCAAUGUUGUCGCCACAACCAGCACGCGCAAUGAAAGCAACAACAACAGCAAAGACAACCACUUCAUUAGCCACAUUUGUACUUCUGCUACUACUCUCAUUAACCACCGCCAACGGGCAGACGCAAGCGCCUUCGCAAAACCAAAAUGUGGAGAUAACCGGCAAACCCACCAUCUACAAGCCCGCUGUCAUACGCACGGAACUACGCUUCGGACGUAAUCUGGAUCCGGAGAAGGUGCGCGUCGUCAAUGUGAAAUCUAACACUGGCGAUAACGUGGAAAUUUUAGUUGGCAAAGAUUCGCGACGCGGACGACUUGAUGACGCGGCCGGUAGCUUCUUUGUGCGCAGCGCCGAUGUGCGCAAGCCAACGCCACGCCCGCAGAAUGCCAAACCGUCCGUUUUUAGUUUCCAACAUACGCCAGCGUUGUUGAAACAAGUCGAACUGGCGCGUCAGAGCCGUGAUUACCAAGAGCGCAAAGCUGAAGCUGAAGCGCGCCAAGUGCUAAAGAUACAAAAUGCCUUGCGUCAGGCGGACAGUAUGCCAGCCGCCAGCGGCAGGACGCAAUAUGCACGUGGUCUACAAUUUCGUGACUCUAAUGAGCCGCAAUGGCAGCGACAGCAGCGAGGUGUGCAACAGCGCGCCGCCGACGAGUUCAGAUUUGUGUCGCCUGACACACAAAAGUUUGGCGCCCCCCUGAACUAUAUGCCCAUUGCGCAGAGUACAAAUAGCAAUAACAAGAGCUUCUCAUUUCCCUCCGCAGCCGCCGCCUCACACAGUCAACCCAUCGAUCGCUCCUGGCAACCGCUAGAAUCCGUGAGCGCGCCACAUACACGCAAUAUGCGUCAAGCGCCCGAUCUGUACAACAACAAUGCUGGCACAUAUCAGCUCGGUAAUGGCUACAGCUUCCGUCCCAUCUUCAAUGCGGCUCUACGCUCGGUUGCCGAGUACUAUACAAAUGUCGCCAGUAAUCAGGGUAGUGCAAGACGCGCCACACGCCCCAAGAAUAUCAUAACCAAAGAUGACUAUGUUGCGGCGAGCAAGAAGAAGACCACCUACAUACCCGCAGCGGUGGUGUUGACUUCAUCCACAGCCGUCAUGCCAGCCAAUAGUAAUGCUAACGCUAGGCCUAACACAAAUUUCGACAACAACAGUUACAAUAGCCAAUACAAUAGCAAUAAAUUAAGCAAUCAAUACACCAAUACAUACAAAAAAACAACCUCCACAAAGCAUCCUAAAGUGCCCAAAUUGAGAGACACACCUACGCAACAGUAUGCGGCGGCCUCGGCGCCUACGUCGACGAUCGUUGACGGUCCAGCGGUAACGGUGAUUGAAGGUGUACGUGUGCCCGACGCGCCCGAGGACAAAGUCAGAACCUGGCGUAAUGCACGUGUGUUGAACAACAAGCUCGUACCUUACCCGGAUGGUUAUACGCCGCCCAAAGUGCAGAUCCAGCAUUUCGAUAGAUGAGUGAAUCAACCCACGUGACCACUGCAUAAACAUAGUAAUUUAACUGCCAAAAAUGAAAAUGAUUUCUAAUUAUUUCAAUAACUUCACGAACACACUUUACCUUUGGCAUAGCUGAGCAGAAAAAAGAGAGUUAGAGAGAGAGAGAGAGUAGUUAACGUUUCAACCAGCGGCUUAAUUGAGUCAAUUAUCGUAUGAUCUACAUUAAUGCUUGCAGAAAGAAACAGCUAAUUGACUCAGUCAAGCGCCUGCUUGUUAUGCCUGGAAGAGUUCAUAAAAACCUCACGACCGAAGCUAUCGCCUUUGAAAACAUUCUUGCUGCACAUUUUUUGUAAUUUAUUUAUGUUUAUUUUUAAUAUUUAAUUUAAGAAAGCUACAGGCAAAUAAAAACUGAAAACUCUAAAAUUUUAAAAUUUUUAGUCAUAAGUUAUCCUUUCUUUUUAUGUAAAAUAAGUGGCACCACUUUUAUUAUCGAACUAUUUAUAAAAUCCACAUAUUUCUAAGCAACUCCCGAAGUUAACUGUCGUCAGCCUUAAAAAAUAUUAUUUUAUUAAAUAAUAUGUGUAUGUAUUAGUAAUUAAGUUAUGAAUAAAAACGAUUUGUUUACCUUGUUUUCUGUUUCUUGUUGAUUGUUUCCUUCUAUUUUCCUUACUUCAGAAAAUAAAUCUAUUUUAAGCAUUUAAAUUAUCAUUUGAGUCAAGUUGUUUUUAUAGAGUGCUGAUCCAAAUAAAUUUAAAAAACAAU
Messenger RNA from Bactrocera dorsalis (oriental fruit fly), 2532 nucleotides. RefSeq lists its product as uncharacterized. NCBI's taxonomy places the organism in Eukaryota, Metazoa, Arthropoda, Insecta, Diptera, Tephritidae. The transcript is spliced from 2 exons. The record is from RefSeq and is a predicted model, not a curated record. Bases 304 to 1791 code for a protein of 495 amino acids.